Messenger RNA from Nanorana parkeri, 1061 nucleotides. RefSeq names its product probable peptidyl-tRNA hydrolase 2. The coding region runs from base 21 to 590 and encodes 189 amino acids. Gene Ontology annotation, molecular function: peptidyl-tRNA hydrolase activity; protein binding. The transcript has 7 exons. Gene Ontology annotation, cellular component: cytosol; mitochondrion. The record is from RefSeq and is a predicted model, not a curated record. Lineage: Eukaryota; Metazoa; Chordata; Amphibia; Anura; Dicroglossidae.
ACGUCAGAGAUUGGAGUGUCAUGGAGGCUCAUGAAGAGGCAGUGUCUGACGCUCCCCAGGAAGCAAUGGAGGUCAAUCCAGAAUAUCUGAAACAGUUGAGAGAUCUGGAUAUUCCGGAAGAAGAGGCCAAGAAGGCUCUCUUUCUCACCGGGAACAUCUCUGCUGAAGAGGCCGCCAUGUUUUACUUUGAAAGCUUGGAAAACCACAAUCUGGUUGCAGAUGAAGAUGAAUUGUAUUACAAAAUGGUCUUUGUGGUGAACAUGGAGCUCCCUAUGGGGGUAGGGAAGGUUGCAGCACAGGUCGGCCAUGCAGCAAUUGGCUUAUAUCAACUCCUCUUGAAGAAUUCGAAGACCAGAGAGAUGGCUGACAAAUGGGAUGUGUUUGGGGCUAAGAAGGUUGUCCUUCAGGGUGCCAACGCAGCUCACCUAAUGCAGCUUCAGGCUCUGGCGAUCAGUAUGGAUCUACCGACUUACCUGGUGCAGGAUGCUGGUAGGACCCAGAUUGGAGCGGGCUCGCACACCGUCCUCGGCAUCAUGGGGGAAGAAGAGAACGUGAAUAAAGUAACUGGCAAAUUGAAGUUACUGAACUGAAGGCUGUCGACGUAAGCAAGAGAAAUCCAUGUGCUGGCAACGGAGGGAAGGCCAUCACGAUGUUCUCAGACACUUCCUUCUUAGCGCAGAGAAGCAGGAGAUAGCGUCAGGAGCAGUCUUGUUGUAGCAGGCGAUGCUUCACCUACACCACCUCUCGCACAACGGAAAUGUAACAGCGAUGGGAGUAGAUACAUGAACCUGCCAAUAAAGAGAACUAGCGGAAGAGCGCAGCGGUCAGUGUUAGUAUGUAUCGGAAACAACGAGCGUCAUUUAUCAAAGCAUCUAAAAAUAGACCUGGUUGUAUCGACCCGUAGAAUAGAAUCCAAUCUAAGUAUCCGUUUCAUUGUUCCUUUUCACAGAUCAGCAGUUUUGUCGCCCAGGUGAAUUGCAGUUUGCUGAUCUGCUUGAAUUUUCUGCAGAACAUCGUCUGAAUCUAGGGGUUGCCAUUCCACUGAGAGACUGCAAAUCAAU